Messenger RNA from Ruditapes philippinarum (Manila clam), 4398 nucleotides. RefSeq lists its product as uncharacterized. The record is from RefSeq and is a predicted model, not a curated record. The transcript is spliced from 2 exons. Gene Ontology annotation, biological process: positive regulation of DNA-templated transcription. Gene Ontology annotation, cellular component: chromatin; nucleoplasm. NCBI's taxonomy places the organism in Eukaryota, Metazoa, Mollusca, Bivalvia, Venerida, Veneridae. Gene Ontology annotation, molecular function: ubiquitin-protein transferase activity; zinc ion binding. Bases 139 to 1815 code for a protein of 558 amino acids.
CCGUGAUUAUAGGUAAUUUAACGUCAACCGUCUUUAUACAUGUACCUUUAAAUAAGUUGAAUUUAGCUAGUGUACUGUUGCAACGUUAGAUGUACGUAACCAGGAAGUAAACAACUAUAAAAUAUUUGUGAAUUCAAAAUGGCGACUAGUUGUUCUGGAUCAGAUGAAUUUGUCAACUUUAAAUGUUGUUUAUGUGAAAAGAAACAUAUAGUAAAGGAGGCAGACACAUACUGUGUAGAAUGUCAGGAUUAUUAUUGUUCACCGUGUACAGACUUGCACAAAAUGUUUCCUUCUGCUAUGGGCGUGCAUCAGUUUAUAGACAAGUCAAGUUUCAACACAGUUAGCUUACAGAAAUCGUUGCCAAGUUUUCCAGUUGAAAGGUGUGAAGCUCAUAAAACCAAGUUGCUAGAUAUGUAUUGUGCAGACCACGAUGAUAUCGCUUGUGCGACCUGUAUAGCUAUUAAACACAGAACAUGUCAAAAUAUACACUCGGUACCAGAUGAAGUUGAUACCUUGUAUCAGAAGACUGAGGUUGAAGAUAUAAAACAAGAGCUGCUUCGUAUUAAUACUAAAAUGGAAGACAUGGAAAAAGCAAAGAAACUUCUUAUCAAAGAGCUUAAUGCCCAGAAGGAGAAGGCAGCAGAGUCAAUCAGACAAUUCAGAAAAGAAAUGGAAGAAAUACUGGACACACUAGAAAUGGCAACAAUAAUAACCCUAGAGGAAAUGCACAAAAAUGCCAUAGAGAAGUUAGAAAAUGAAAACAACAAACUUCAGAAACAUAUUAAUGAACUCAAACUAUCAUCACAAAAUCUAACAAAGUCAGCUGGAAAUAAAGCACAAGAGUUUGUCGCUGUAAAAAAAUCUCGGAAAUAUAUCAAUGAAGCCAAUGAAGCAGAAGCAGCGUCUGUGACAAAUUCAUCAGAUGUUAAAGUUGAAUUCAAUGCUGAUUUGACAAUGAUAAAUGCUUUGAAAGAUUUCAAGACAUUUGGAUUUGUAUCUUUAAGUGAGUCUGAAAAAAUGAGGGACAAAUUGUAUGAUGUAAAAAGCAAGAAACUGGUUAAUAUCAAACAUGAAAAUGAUAGGACUGCAUGCAAUGUUUACGGUUCAUGUUUCACAGAUAAUGGACUACUACUUCUAGCUGACCAUAGAAACAAAGCAUUAAAGCUUAUUGAUUUGUCCUCGGAAUCCAUGAUAGAUCGGCUAGAUCUUGAUGCAUCUCCAUUAAGUAUUUGUCAAAAAGGCAAAAACGAAUUUGCAAUAAGUUUGAACAAUCAAACCAUUCAAUUUGUUUCAAUGGGAAACAAACUGAAAACCACCAAACAGUUGAAGGUAGAUCAUUACUGCCACGGACUGGCCUGCAGAGACGAUAAAUUAUUUAUCUCUGAUCAAAGAACCUCAGUUUACAUUUAUGAUAUUAACGGCAGUAUGUUACGUAAAAUCACAUUUGAUAAACAAGGCAAAGCAAUUUUCGGUAGCAACAGACAUAUCAGUGUAAGCAGUGAUGACAAGAUGAUUUUUGUGACUGAUUAUUGUAUUGGUGUGAUUGUCCUUGACUUUGAGGGAAAUCACAAGACAACAAUUAUUGAUCCUGAUUUUGUUUCCUUACAGGGUGUUUGUACGGACAAACGAGGAAAUAUAUUUGUGUGUGGAUGGGGACAGUCAAAAAUUGUUCAGAUCAAUGAAAAUUCUAGUGCAAAAUUGGGUGUUCUAGGAGAUGUUUGGAAUAGUAGGUCUGCUAGCUUUAAUUCGCAACAGAACAGACUGGUUGUUACCAUUAAUAACAGUGAUAAAAUAGAGGUGUAUGACUUAGCAUGAGUCAAAAAAACUGAAAACAAAAUGAUAUCAAACGUAAACCCUAUAACUUAUUAAAGGCCCAUUACGCCUAAAAAUGCCGAUAUUUUUUUUAAUAUUAUAUUAUAUUUUUGGUGUCCUGUCACAAUUUUUUUAAACAGUUACUCAUUUGCCAUAUUGCUGAACCAUCUUUUGAUUCAUUUUGCAUUUAAGCGGUAAGUUCGUUUAUACAUAUAAAAUUAUAUUGAUUAAAUGUUUCAUAUGGAAGUCAAAAUAUCACUGAAGUGUUUUUAUUUCGCUACCUUAGUCACAAAUUAUUUCAGAGCUAUAUUCUUCAUGUGAUAACCAUCUUACAUAUUCAAAUGCUUUAUUUCUGGGGCUAAAUGUGCUUUUUAAAGUUUUGUGCAAUUUGCGCUUAUUUCAUUUACAAAUAUUUUACAUCAAAGAAGAAUUCAAAUUCUUAUAAUGAAAAAAUUCUAGAGCUAUGUAAAUUUAUUAUCAUUAUUUAUUAUUGUUAUUUUAGUUUUAAUUGAAAGGAUAAUGCCUUUUCCAUCAUCAAAGAAUUUUACAUUAUGUUAUAAAUAAUAAUAAUAAUAGUAAUAACAUGUUAUCUUGUUGUUUCAGUGUGCAUAUAUAAUGGGGAUUUGAUGACAUUGUAUAUAUUUUGUAGGUUUUAUUUUGUGUUAUAAAAUCAUAUAUCAUCAUGUAUUUGUUCAUACUGAAAGUAUGCUUUGAUUCAGAUAGUUUUAUUAAAAAUCUCUAAAUGUUUAGCUUAGAUGCUGCAUAAAACUGUUAAAUAUCAGGAAGUGAGUGUGUCUGUACAAGCUUCCAUUUUGUUCCUUGUAUUAAAAUAGUAUUGGUGAGACAAUCUGUAAAAGAAACAUUUGAAUUCUGGUAUGCUUAAAUAAAAUAUAUUCAUUUGAUUACCAAAUUGUCAGAGUUGUAAAUAAAGCGUUGUUUAAAAUUAAGGUGUGACUGAUAUUUGUUUAGCUCACCUGUCACAAAGUCCGUCCGUCCGUCCGGCGUCCGUAAACUUUUACUUUAAACGACAUCUCCUCAUAAACCGCUAGGCCAAUUUCAUCCAAAUUUCACAGGAAUGGUCCUUUGGUGGUCACCUUUAAAAAUUGUUCAAAGAAUUUAAUUCCAUGCAGAACUCUGGUUGCCAUGGCAACCGAAAGAAUAAACUUAAAAUAUCUUCUGUUAAAAAACCCAAAGAGGUAGAGCUUAGAUAUUUGGCAUGAAACAUCUUCUGGUGAGUGUCUACCAAGUUUGUUCAAAUAAAAGCCAUUUGAUAAAAUUAUUUUUUCUUAUAUGUCUAAAGUAAAAACUUUAAAAAUCUUCUUUUAAAUAACCUAUAGAGCUAGAGCUUAGAUAUUAAACAUGUAACAUAUUCUAGUGUCUACCAAAUUUGUUCAAAUAAAAGCCCCAGGGUUAAAUUGGCCCUGCCCGGGGUUCUGAUUUUCCUCAUAAUUAUGUCUAUAGUAAAAACUUAAAAAAUCUUCUUUUAAAUAACCCAUAGAGCUAGAGCUUAGAUAUUAAACAUGUAACAUAUUCUAGUGUCUACCAAAUUUGUUCAAAUAAAAGCCCCAGGGUUAAAUUGGCCCUGCCCGGGGUUCUGAUUUUCCUUAUAUGUCUAUAGUAAAAACUUAAAAAAUCUUCUUUUAAAAACCCCUAGAGCUAGAGCUUAGAUAUUUAUCAUGAAACAUCUUCUAAUGGGUGCCUAUCAAGUUGGUUAAAAAAAGCCCCUGGGUUAAAAUUAGCCCGCCCCAAGGGCCUAUAAUUAUACAGGUGACCGAUUUCGGGGCCAUCAUGGCCCUCUUGGUUAAUAAAUCAGCGCACAGUUUUGUUUGAAUGGAUUACAAAUUGUAUAUCGACAUUUUUAAUUUAGACACAUUGACAGGUUUUUUCGUAGUUAUAUGUAGAUGUGUUUCAUUUAUGGCUUUAUUAAGAGAUCUAAAACAUUUAUGUUACUACAGUGUAUAUCAAUUACCACAACACAGUUGUGGAAUUGUUAUCGGCGAUGACUUGUUACGGAGGAUAUAUUCCACACUUAAUUAUCAGAAAAUUGUUUUACUCAGAACAAGAACAUUGGUUGUAAUAACACAUUUUAUACAGAAAAAUAAUCGGAUUUUAAAGGUCGAAAACGUAUGUUUAAUAUAUAUUCAAUGUUCUGGGUUUUGUAAAUGCACGCUUGUAUGAUUGAAUGUAUGUUUUAUGGGGGUUUACAUUACUGUAAGGUUUUGAUAUUAUCUAGCUCUUGUUUAACUUAAAGUCGAUCUUUUUAUCAAGAAAACAUGUGUCGGCCAUAACAGGAAUUACAUGUACACGUAAUUGAAUUACCGGGUAGUGUGGCCUAUUGCAAUGAAGUUAAAAUGAAAUUUCAUACUCUUUUUUUUCCAUUCUAAAAAUAUUUAUUAUUAAUCUUAUUUUAUCUUAUCUUAUUAUUUAUUUAUGAAGUAUACAGUAAAUGAAUAUUCUUUUACAACUGUAUAGUUUUUUGUUUGUUAUUGUCAUGAAACUAUUGUUUACGUACAUGCGAUAUUCUGGUUUUGUUUGUUUAUUGUCAAGCAGCUAUAUUAUAUUUGUGAAUACAAUGCAUUAAUGCAU